CUCUCUCUCUCUCUCUCUUUCUCCAUCUCUUUCCCCUUAGCUCUCUUGCUUUGUGGGUUCUUCUUUGUGUAUAUAAAUAUAUGCAUAUACACAUAGGAAGAUAUGAUGGGUUACGAGCACAUGAAUCAGAUGACAAUGACGACAACGGGGAUGAUGAAGAAUUUCAAUAAGGUGGGACCAAUCAAUAUUCCACGUAAGAAAACGACGAGGAGAAGUGUAUCGGCCAUUGAUGGUGGUGCGGCGGCGACAGCUGCUGCGGCUGGAGAAGGAGAUCGCCCGCAGGAUCUCAAGACUCUUGAUCUCAGCGGGAUGUCCUUGGCUUCCCUCUCAGCAUCUUCUAUCAACUUAGCUUCAAUCUCAAAACUCGAUCUCUCCAACAACAAUAUUCAGCAAAUUCCGGAGUCUCUAGUAGCGAGAAUGUUAAAUUUGUGGAAAUUGGAUUUGCAUUCUAAUCAGCUCAAAACGCUCCCCAACUCCAUUGGAUGUCUUUCCAAGCUUAAGGUACUUAAUGUCUCUGGAAACAACCUACAAGCUCUCCCCAAAACUAUUGAAGAUUGCAGAUCGUUGGAAGAGCUGAACGCCAACUUCAACGAUUUGACAACACUUCCAGACACGAUAGGGUUCGAGCUAACAAAUUUGACAAAGCUCUCCGUCAACUCGAACAAGCUUAUCGUGUUACCAAGCUCCCUUGGCCACUUAACGUCGCUUCGUGUACUCGACGCUCGGCUUAACCAUCUUGGAUCGCUCCCUGAGGAUCUAGAGAACCUCGUGAACCUUCAGGUCCUUAACGUUAGCCAGAACUUCCAGCACUUGAAGACGUUGCCUUACUCCGUUGGGUUAUUGAUAUCUCUCGUGGAGCUUGACGUUAGUUAUAACGGAAUUAAGGUUUUACCGGAUUCCAUCGGCUGUCUCCGCAAGAUUCAGAAGCUGUCCGUGGAGGGUAACCCCCUCGUCUCACCACCUUUUGAAGUGGUGGAAAAUGGUUUGGAAGCAGUGAAGCAGUACAUGAGCGAGAAGAUGACCGAGUCUAACAAGAAAACUCCGACGAAGAAGAAGUUGUGGGGCAUUGGUAAGAUGGUCAAGUUCAAGACCUUUCACGGCCUGAGCUCAUCUCCGGGAAGGUCUCCAGGAAGGAGAACCGGCGGUGACCGCCAUGGAGACGAGAGGGAAGGUUUCAUCAACGUCUCCGAUUAUCGCCAAAUCGACGGAAUCGCUUCCCCAAGACACGUGUCCCUCUUCAACCCUCGACGCCUCUUGUCUCCUCUCUCUGCGUAUUUCUCUCCUCCAAGGUAUAGGUAGACUUCUGUGUGUUUUAUAUUCACCAAACCGUCUUCACACUUUCUGUUUUUUUUUUUUUUGCAUGCAACGUUGUUUCCUUAGUAUCUAUUUUUGCAUGUAGCGUUCCUUUAUAUGUAUCAUAGACUUUUGGGUGGCUUUUGUGGCUGUUUUUCGUUUCAGUUUUGUUGAACACAUUUGUAAAUUAUGACAUAGACUUGUAGACUGAUUCAUGUCUGUAUGUAAUAAUAAUGUAAGAUCGCAUUUUGAAAAUAUUAUCAGUCGUACUA
Messenger RNA from Brassica oleracea var. oleracea, 1565 nucleotides. RefSeq names its product plant intracellular Ras-group-related LRR protein 8-like. The transcript is spliced from 4 exons. The coding region runs from base 103 to 1299 and encodes 398 amino acids. Lineage: Eukaryota; Viridiplantae; Streptophyta; Magnoliopsida; Brassicales; Brassicaceae. Gene Ontology annotation, molecular function: protein binding. The record is from RefSeq and is a predicted model, not a curated record.